Vanessa tameamea is the source of this 1122-nucleotide messenger RNA. RefSeq lists its product as uncharacterized. Lineage: Eukaryota; Metazoa; Arthropoda; Insecta; Lepidoptera; Nymphalidae. Bases 10 to 1122 code for a protein of 370 amino acids. The transcript is spliced from 2 exons. The record is from RefSeq and is a predicted model, not a curated record.
AGUAUAGAAAUGGACACCGCUUAUAUUAAUAUUAAAUUUACACCAUUUAUAAAAAGUAUUGUUAAAUGUGAAUCCCGAUAUAAUUUAGAAAUCGUUCCUAUAACAUCAUGUGUUGAAAAUAUUGAAAAAUUAGAAUGGAAGGAUGUAAAAGAUAAAAUCGAAUUUACAAUACCGAUAGUUUAUAAAAUAAUAAUUAUGAAACAAAACUAUCCGAAAAAUCGUACAAAAGUUUAUCAUUCUUGUGUUGAUAUAAUAUCAUCUUCAUCUUUAACAAAUAUAAAAUUGAGACAUACAAGUGAAUAUUCAGUCUUAAGCAAACCAAAUGAAUGUUUGGAUGCUAAUAAGACAAAGCAUGGUAUGGUGCUAAAUCCUAAAUUGAAGCAAAAAAAUGAUAUACAUUUCUAUUUAAGUAACAGCAAUUACCCAUUUAAGUCAUUAAAAGUUUUGAAGUCCGCCGUAACUUUAUUAACUCACGGAAAUUUAAAAACAUCAAAGCAAGAUAUUAACUAUGAAGUGCUUAGUCAUGAUUUCAAAUCAUCUGAAUUUAUUAACUCCGGCGAACGAAUUAAAACAACUGUUAAUAAGAAUUGCAAUGCCAACCAAUUUUUAACCAACAAAAUAAAACAUCUUGAUUCAUCAGAUACCGGUGAUGUUGCAAUUCAAAAAAAUGAAAUCAAGAAAAAAAUAUUAAGGACACCAGUUUAUAAUACGAUCGGAGAUAAUUCUAUCCUCUCUAAAAAUACAGCAUCUCUUUUUAAUGAUCGAUUACAUAAUUUACACGAUUGCAUUUUUAAUUAUAGAAGUUAUCACCAAAAUCAGAUUAAAAAGAAUACGAAUUUAGAGGUCAACUAUUUAAAUUUAUUUAGCAGUAAAUCUUUAAUGUCAAAUGUUAGGAUAUUGCCAGAAGUUCGUGUCGCAAAUUUUGUUCAAAAUAUGGAAAGGGAAAUUCUUCCCUUAAAAAUAAUAUUAAACGAUAUUAUUAAUAAAUGUGUAUCCUUAAAUUUUUAUACAUUAUUGCAAAAUAGAUCGACUUUUGAUAAUAAUAUUGCUUCAAAGGGGUGCGACGUCAAAAAUUGUUUAAAGUCGAAUCGUGUUGUUUAUUCGGUCGUGUUUAAUGAAUAA